Lacerta agilis (Sand lizard) is the source of this 16234-nucleotide messenger RNA. RefSeq names its product HECT domain E3 ubiquitin protein ligase 4 (gene HECTD4). NCBI's taxonomy places the organism in Eukaryota, Metazoa, Chordata, Lepidosauria, Squamata, Lacertidae. The record is from RefSeq and is a predicted model, not a curated record. The transcript has 76 exons. The coding region runs from base 162 to 13475 and encodes 4437 amino acids. Gene Ontology annotation, molecular function: ubiquitin-protein transferase activity.
CCUCUUCUCCCUCUUUCUCCUUGGCUCGGCUCCUCCCCGCCAUGGCGGGGGGUUGAAGGGAUCCGCCUCCCUCCCUCAGCAACAGCAUCCCUUCCCCUCCCCUACGCUGAGGCAGGUGCUGUCAACGCCGCCUCGGCUUCACCCGCCGCCGCCUCCUCCUGAUGGGGUCCCCGGCAGGCGCGUCGGGUUCGGCGGCUGCUGCGGCAGCGGCCGCCGCGGCAGACUCUGCGCAGUGGUUGUCGGUGAAGGAGGAGACCAUCUUCCUCCACGACGGGCUGAUCCGGGUCACGGACCUGGCCGAGCUGCCGAGCGAGAUCAUCGGCGUGGCCGAGCCGGGAGACACGGAGCUGGAGAUCUUAACAUUUGAAACCAAGAAUCCAACGGAGCUGUCGGAGCGCCUGCGUUCUGUCUGUGGAAAUCAGAGCAACGCCUAUGCCCGCCUGCUAGAAUACCGCUUGAAUGCUCUGCGUGGACUCUGGAAUGCCCAGCGCCAGCUUGCCUUGGAGGAACAGCAUGAACGGGAAAACUCUGGGGAUGAGGAAGCCCUUGCCUUGCUCAAGCGGCAAGGCCUGUUACAGCAACCUGAACAAGCACCUUUCACUUCGCGGAUGGGGCUGCUCUUGGUCUUCCCUCUCAUUGAGUCCCAGAGCAGAACGGACCCUUCCCUUUGUAACAUAACUGCUGAGGUGCUCUUGACUUGCCUUCGUGACUGUCAGCCCUUGAGUUUGACUAAGGAGCCUGUGGACUGUCUCAAUGGCAUUGAGUCCUUGCUCUGCUCAUGGCUGGAGGAGACGUCCACUUCAGGCCAACAGAUUCCACAGAAGCAAAAAGAAAACGCUGCUGCUGCCCUUGUUGCCUUGGCUUGUGCAAGGGGAUCAUUGAAAACGUUUGUUCACACAGUACACCUUUUACAGAAGCAAACAGAGUUGGGACCCCUGCCUGUAGCUGAUGUGUUACACAGGUUGUUGCUUUUGGAAGGGGGGCCUGGAUCACCCUCUUGUUUGCUUGGGGGCAAACACAUGGUGUCCUGGGGGUUUGAAGAUAUGUUGCCAGCACCUGAUGCCAACCCGGGCUCAGGCUCAGAAAAUAAAGAUGCAGAUUUAGGACGCUGCCUUGCAGCAGAUGGGCUUUAUCUUUAUACAACAAACUCAGUUGGCAGAGGAAUAAGCAAAUUAGGAUCUGGAUUACAUGGUACUUUACGAGGCUUUGUGUACUGCCGUAAUGAAGAGUUGGAGCCAGGCUGGGUUGCUUUUGGCAAUGGCAAGCUUCUUCACAGACCUGUCUCCUUUGAUAACAAACCUCACUCCCUUUUCCAGGUUAUUGACCAGAACACCCUGCAGGUAUGUCAGCUUCUCCCAAUGCCAGCAGAUCACUUUCCAGUUGGCAGCACUAUGACCACUGUGCAUCUUUCUUCGGAUGGCACCUACUUCUAUUGGAUUUGGUCUCCUGCAAGCUUGAAUGAAAAAACACCAAAAGGACACUCUGUCUUCAUGGAUGUUUUUGAGCUCACAGUGGAAAAUGGCGCCUGUGUGGCCAAUCCCCUCCAAGAGCGGAUAAUACUCAUGAGGAAAGAGGGGGAUUCAGCAAAAAGCAUCAAUGAGAUGCUUCUGAGCAGGCUUUCAAGGUACAGAGCCUCUCCCUCAGCAACCUUGGCUGCCCUGACUGGCUCCACCAUCUCCAAUACACUGAAAGAGGACCAAGCAGCUGCUAACACUAGUUGUGGUCUGCCUCUAAAAAUGCUACGAAAGACUCCAAUAUACACAUGUGGGACUUAUUUGGUGAUGUUAGUCCCACCCCCGGGUGGCUCUGGCAGCUCUGCCACACGGUCGCUCUUUGGUGGAACAAGUGGCUUGUCAUCCUUGAAAAGCUCUCUGUUUAAAGUUCUGGCUUCGAGUUUGGUGUACAGUAUCUCAGAUGGACAGUUUGCAAGCCGAGCGGAUCUCAUUGAUGCUGCUGGGAGCUCACUUGGACGCGGUGCUCUUGUUCCUGGUCUUGGAGCGUGCUAUGAUGCUAUGAAUAACAUGAUCUGGACAUGCUCAAACGACUAUAUUGAUCAAUGGUGCAAUCCAGGGAACCAAGCCUUCCAUUACGUUUGCCAGAGGCUAGGAGUCAGCCAUAUAAUUAUGGAACCAAAAGGAGAUGCCAUAACCACAAAUGAGGUUAUCAAUCAAUUACUGCACCAUGUUGGUGCUAUGUGUAUCCAUCAACUCAACCUGCUGGCAGCGAGUAACAACCUUCCAAUCACAAACUUUCUGGGCAAGCAACACCCAAUCGAGGGCCAUCAUCUUAGCAGUAUUUGCGACAUUAUGGAGAAAGCUAUGGUCAAUGGGGACACCUGCAUUAUACGCUGCAUCUUGGUUGUAUUCCAGGUGGUUUUUAAAUUUUUCUUCAGCCCUCAAACCGAGAAGAAUCGUGACAUCGUAAGACGAUCUGGCCUCUUGCUUUGGCAGUUACUGAUGGCACCAGUGGACCAGAUCAGCCCUGAGAUUCAGAAGGAGGUCUGCCUGGCAAUCAGCUCUGGUCUAAAUAACCUGUACCCUGGAGAAGUGGAAAUUAAUAACUUGCUUAAGUUGGUUUUAACAGAAGGAGACAGAAACAGUGGGCUUGCCCAGCUUCGAAAUGUGAUCAUGACUAACCUGGCUGAGCAGCUUCAGAACAACAGAUUUGGCAGCGAAGAUGAUGAACAUUACAGACUAAACGAUGAACUUUUGCACUACAUUCUCAAGAUCGUUGUCCGAGAAUCAUGUAUCUUAAUCACCAAGUGCCAAACUGUAUCCAGAGAUGAAUUUCAAAGGCUCCUCUCAACUGUGCCUGCUGCCUCUUCUUGCCUGCGGUAUCUGAUGGCCGUACAGAACCAUCUUCUGAGUAAUACAAUUUUGAUUAAGCCUGACGAAAACGAUGACAGUGACAGCUCCUUGCAGGGAGAGACAUUGAAGGUACAGGAGCUUAAAGCUAGUAUCUUGGCUCUGGCUACUCAGAUCCUUACGGGAUGCGAUGAAGUUCUAGAAAUGCUGCAGCAAGUCACCACUGCUCUGAUAAACAGCGAUAUUCCAGACAGGGAGCAGCGGUUAAAAGGCCUGGAGCAGGUGACCAAAGCCACAAUGCUGGGCCAUUUGCUUCCGGUUUUGCUGACCUCUCUGAUGCACCCUAAUCUCCAAACAUUGACCAUGGCCGAUGCUCUGAUGCCUCAGCUGGUGCAGCUGGUCCUCUACACAAGUCAGACAGCCUUGCUGCUGAAAACCCAGUCUCCUGUUUUCUCUGAAGCGGGCAGUUCUCCUGGAGGGGCAUCAGAGCAGAGGAGCAAGCUAUUCCCUGAUGAGAGAAUGCUAGAAGAAAAAGAAGAGCCAGGUUUCCUUACUGGCUUAAAGAUUCCAGCUCCUUGGGCUGCUGGGAAGACAGUAGAGACAGUCCAUCCUGUCAGAGACAAUUACAAAUUUAAAGAGACAGUGCAUAUUCCGGGAGCCCGUUGUUUGUACCUGAGGUUUGAUAGCCGCUGCUCUUCACAGUAUGAUUAUGAUAAGUUGGUGAUCUACGCAGGCCCCAACACAAAUAGCCGGAAGGUUGCUGAAUAUGGGGGCAACACCCUAGGAUAUGGCAGCCGGAGUGUCUUAGGAACUGGUUGGCCCAAAGACUUAGUAAAGGUGGAAGGGGACACCGUUACCUUCUCCUUUGAAAUGCGGAGUGGCCGAGAACACAACACCCCAGACAAAGCUAUGUGGGGCUUUGCUUGUACAGUUCGAGCACAGGAGUCAUCAGAAGAUGUGUCGGGGGGAUUGCCAUUCUUGGUAGACCUUGCUUUAGGCUUGUCUGUGCUGGCUUGCUCUAUGCUGAGGAUUCUGUACAAUGGACCAGAAAUAACCAAAGAGGAGGAAACGUGCCAAGAUCUUCUGAGAUCUAAACUUUUACAGAGGUGCCAGUGGCAAGUAGAAGCCAAUGGCGUCAUCUCUCCAGCCCUCACCCCAAGCCCCUCCCCGCUGCCUCUCACCAUUGAUGAAGACCGAGAGUUCACUUAUCCCUCCGAUAUACUUGUGCCUCCUGUUGGUCACUACUUUGACUUGCCAAGGAUCAGGCUCCCUCCUGGAAUCAUGAUCAAACUCAGGGAAAUAUCCGGUCGAGCUCGGCCUCAGUUCAGACCCAGCAUCAGAGAGGUAAUCCAGCCGGACAUAAUGGAAGAAAUGGUAGUUUCGUGUGUGAUCAAACAUUUGAACCUGGUUGAUGCACUCCAGUCCCUCAUAAACUUCCAGUAUCAAGAGGAGCAUGCAGAAGAAUAUGACUUGCUUUGUAAAAUUAUGGGAGAAACUUUUAAGAAACUAAAUGCCAUGGAAAGACAAUUGCAGAGUGUCGCCGAAUUAGAACAGAAAUGGCAAAGUGAAGUGGAAGAUGCCAUGCAUGGGAAAUUGGAAAACAAUGUGCCCUUCUUUUAUGAUUAUCAUUUUAAUGAGAGCAAAAUGAAAGAAUUGGAACUUUUGUGUUCAAUGAAAGAGAUUUCUUUUGAUGGAAGUGAUCUCGAGAAUAUGGUUCUCUCACUCAGGGAGAAAUUCUUCCAAGAAGUGAACUCUCUGCUUCAGAAGCCUUUGCAUCCCAUGGGUAAAACAAAAACACUGGUCAAGAGCCUGAUGAACCGAGCAGAGCUGCUCUUGCAUGUCACCAUUGCUGCACAGUCUGGGCUUACCAGAAGUAUAUCCGGCACACCUGCAGAGACACCAGCUUGCAAAUCAGCGUCAGAAACAAAGGUGAUAUCCCAUGCUGUCCGCCAGCCUGUUUUCCUCCGCAGUAUGUCAGCACCCUCUGACCUUGAAAUGAUUGCAAAUGAUGACCUAGAGUUCACGAGGUCAAGCCAGAGGCGUCGCCAUGUGACUAGUCACAGAAGCAGCUCUUUUACUCUUCUUCAGUCUCUCACUAUUGAGGACAGCCGAGACAAGCCCACCUAUAGUGUCUUGCUGGGGCAGCUGUUUGCUUUCAUCGGGACCAAUCCUGAUCAAGCAGUAUCAAGCAGCAGUUUCCUAUUAGCUGCUCAGACUCGGUGGCGCCGUGGAAACACCAGAAAACAGGCCCUGGUGCACAUGCGAGAGCUCCUGACAGCAGCUGUUCGUGUUGGUGGUGUGACGCAUCUUGUGGGUCCAGUCACAAUGGUGCUUCAAGGAGGCCCCCGAAUUGAAGAACUCACCUGCGGUGGGAUGGUGGAGCAAGUUCAGGAAGCCUUUGGGGAGACCAUGACCUCUGUGGUGGCCCUCUGCGCUCGCUACCCCAUUGCAUGUGCAAACAGCAUUGGCCUGCUGUGCACGAUACCAUACACCAGGAGUGAAGAGAAGUGCCUGGUGCGGAGUGGCCUCGUCCAGCUGAUGGAUCGGUUGUGCAGUUUAAGCAGCCAGACCGAAUCCAGCUCCAAUGAGAAGCAAACAAAGAAGCAGAAAGUGGCCACCAUGGCUUGGGCUGCAUUCCAAGUGCUGGCCAACCGUUGUGUCGAAUGGGAAAAAGAGGAAGGUGGAUCAACUGAGGCUGUGCACUCAGGGUUGGCUCGCCAGGUCUCCAGUCUCUUAACCAACCACCUGGCACGUGCCACAGAGUGCUGUGGCAACCAGGCUGCUGGGAAUGAUGCGCUGCAGGAUGUGCUCAGUCUCCUGAAUGAUCUGUCUAGGAGUCACAUUGGCAAAGCAAUUCUGAGCCAACCAGCCUGUGUAUCCAAACUUCUCUCUCUGCUCUUGGACCAGCGCCCCUCUCCAAAGCUGGUCCUCAUCAUCCUUCAACUCUGUCGUGCUGCUCUUCCACUCAUGAGUGUUGAGGACUGCGGGAAUGUCGAAUUGCCACCCUGGAGUUACUCUGUGCCCUCCCUAAACAGUGAGCAGGAUGACCCCAGUGACCCAGCUUCUAAAAUUGCCUCCCUGCUCUUAGCAAAACUGGCUGAUUACGUGGUACCAGGAUGUCAGACGGUUCUUUCACCAACUGCUUCUGAACCUGAUACUUCAUUGACAAAAGCCAGCCCAAAAGGUUCCCUUAAAGGAGACAAAGAUCCAGGAGAAGAGAGUGAGGCUGUGGAUGGCAAACUUUCCAUUUUCAUACAUAAGCGGGAAGACCAGUCAUCUCAUGAAGUGCUUCAGCCAUUGCUGAGUAGCUCAGAAGGUCGGCCAUUUCGCCUUGGAACAGGAGCCAAUAUGGAGAAGGUGGUUAAGAUGGAUCGAGAUAUGACCAAAAGUGGUUGCUGCGAAGUGAUCACAGAGGAAGCAGCUGCCGCUUUGCGGAAGGCCACCAAGUGGGCACAGUCUGGAUUGAUCGUGAGCGUAGGGCCACCGGUAGAAACGGUCAGCCCCGAAAGCACCAGUGGCCUGUCAACUGGGGACAAAAAGAAAACAGCACAAAUCUCCAUUUGCAGGGAGCGGAACUCAGAUCUUGCCAGAACCGACCCUGUGAGGCCCUUCAUCAGUGGCCAUGUAGCAAACAGCAUGGCGGCAGAGGUGAUUGCUUUGCUUCACAGCUUGCUCAUGGCACCAGAAUCUAAUGCAGCUCAGAUAUGGACAACUACAGCUGAAAAAGUCCUUUCGCGUGCUCUGAUGUAUAUUCCUCAGCUGGGAAAAUACGCAGAAAGCAUCCUGGAAAAUGGCAGCAGCAGCGGAAGGAAACUCGCCAAGCUUCAAAGGAUUGCUCGCCAGGCAGUCGCUGCUCUUUGCGCUCUUGGUGGCUUCAAAGAGACGAUCAAAAUUGGCUCUGAAGUGCAGGUUUUGGGUAGGGGAAUAGCAGGAAGCAUUGGAGUGGUGGCAUCUAUUAAUGAACAGGAAGGUAUAGCAACGGUCAAAUUUCCACCUACCAAUAUAGACUGUAGAAAGACCUCCCAAGCAUCAGACAUUUUAACUAUUCCAUUAUCUAGGCUCUGUGUUCCAAGAUCAGAGGCAUUGCCUCUCCAUAAACUGUCCAUUACUGAGAAGGUAGUACAGGCAGUCCAGUCCAUGUUGCUUCCUCAGGAGGGAAGUCUCUCUAUUCAUACCUCACUUCCUGCAACAGGAGAUGGCUCAACUCCAGUAAUGGCAGUGGUCCGACUCCUUGCUGAAAUUAGAACCAGAGCAUGCCUGGUGAUGGCACAGUUGCUGGAGGAUAGUUCCUUCUGUGAAGAAUUCAUCCAGCAGUGUCCAGCUGCUGUGGAAGUCCUUAACCUCGUUGCCCAGGAAUGCAGCCCUGGGGAGCGGCUCCUUGUUGUAGAAGUGCAGUGUGAAAGGUUAAGGAUGCUGUAUCGUGACAGCGCUCGCCCUCCACCGCCACCUCUGCAGGCAGACCGAAGGCAGGCCCUUCUCUUCUUGGUUCAGCCCAAGGAAGUCACCUGGAAUCCUUCUAGGGUCUUCCCACCUGUGCGAGCCUGUAUGUUCUCCUCACAUCUUACAGCCGUGACUUUCCUUGCGGAUCCCAGUGCCGGCGGAGGGCUGCCUCGUGGCACCUUCAUUUACGCCACAUCGCCAGUUCCGGUACAGGCACCAUCCUUCUAUUGGGAGAUUGAGAUAGUGUCCUACGGAGAUACAGAUGAUGACACAGGGCCAAUUGUUUCGUUUGGCUUUGCCACGGAAGCAGAAAAGCGUGAUGGAGCGUGGACCAACCCUGUGGGCACCUGCCUCUUCCACAACAAUGGAAGGGCUGUUCAUUACAACGGUUCCAGUUUGCUGCAGUGGAAAAGUGUGAGACUGGAUGUGACCCUCUCUCCUGGUGAUGUUGCAGGCAUUGGCUGGGAAAGGGCAGAAGGCACCCCUCCUCCUCCAGGGCAGCCAGCCAAAGGCCGGGUGUAUUUUACAUACUGUGGACUGCGGUUGGGCCCAUAUCUGGAGGAUGUGUCUGGGGGAAUGUGGCCUGUCGUCCAUAUCCAGAAGAAGAACACCAAAGUCCGAGCCAAUUUUGGGUCUCGUCAGUUUGCCUAUGCAGAAGGCCAAGCUCACCGAAACGCCGCCGACCUCUGCAUCGACCUCGCAGAAGAAAUAAGUGCCAACUUUGAAGCGUUGCCUUUUGCCAUGGCUUCCGAUAGCGAUAACGAUGCAGGCACCAGCACCGCCUCCGACCCAGGGACUCAUGGGCCGCCUUGCCGGAUUGCCGCUGUGGCCACAGCUCAGCAACAAUAUGACAGUGACACUUCUUGCCAUUAUAAGAUGGAACUCAGCUAUGAAAACUUCAUCACAUCGGGCCCUGAGCCUCACCCUCCUCCCCUUGCAGAUGAUGAAAGCGAUGACGAAGACGAUGAUGACAUCCCAAGGGAGGAUCACUAUGCCUUGCUAGUGAAAGCCUGGGAGACCAAAGUAUUCCCUACAAUUAGAAGGCGGUUCCGCAAUGAAGCAGAGAGGAAGUCUGGCUUGGAUCAAAUUAAAGGAGCUUUGCAGCUGGGAAUGGUUGAUAUAGCCCGGCAAACAGUGGAAUUCCUCUAUGAGGAAAACGGGGGCAUCCCUCGAGACCUGUACCUUCCCACAAUUGAGGAUAUCAAAGACGAAGCCAAUAAGUUCACCAUUGAUAAAGUUCGGAAAGGUCUCACCGUCGUCACCCGCUGCCCAGAUAGUAACAACGUGGCCACUAAUGCCGUAGGAACAGCCUUGCCUAAGUUUGCUAUCCGUGGGAUGUUGAAGACAUUUGGGCUCCACGGAGUAGUUCUGGAUGUUGAUUCGGUGAAUGAGCUUGUCCAGGUAGAGACUUAUCUAAGGAGCGAAGGUGUCUUGGUCAGAUACUGGUACCCUAUUGAUAUGCUUGAACGACCACCUGCUGGCUAUAGGAGGACUGCAACAAAUGGCCUGGUUUCUCUGGACAAUGCAAACAUUCAGAUUCACAGAGAACUUUUACGAUGUGAAGCUGCACUUGCUAGGCUGUACUGCCGCAUGGCUCUUCUAAAUAUUUUUGCCCCUAAAUCUCCUCACAUGUUUACUCACCUGUUUCACAUCCCUGCCAUUCGGGACAUCACUCUAGAACACCUCCAGCUGCUAUCCAAUCAGCUUCUUGCACCACCUCUUCCUGAUGGAACCAUCAGCUCCAGCUCUAUCCUCCUGGCCCAGUCCCUCCAGCACUGCAUACAUUCCCAGAACUGCUCAGCCACAGACCUCUUCUACCAAGGCAGUUCCCAAACAGUCCAGGAGUGGCUCACAGUUGCCAUUGCUCGGACCCUCCAUCAGGGAGAGGAGAGUCUGCUCGAUCUGACAAAACAGAUCUGUUCCUUCUUGCAGAAUGCUCCCGAACAGUUCCCAUCUGAAGAGUUUCCCAUUUCUGAAUCCAAAGUCAACAUGGACGUGAACUUCCCUGGUGCAGCCUUUAUAGUUGUGUCCUGUAAGGAAAGUCAGUCUGGAUUCCGCAAAGACUCCUCGCUUUAUAAGGCUCCCUGGGCUCGGAUUCUUGUUUAUGGCCUUGGUCACAAAGUGAAGAGGAGUGGCCAGUUGAACCUCAUUGAGGCUGUGUGCUACCCUCGAGAUGCUUCUCCAACCAACACAGGCUUGACGCCACCCCCCACAACCAAUCAGUAUCCUUCCGUCAUCAUAUCCACAGACAAGGUCCACAUCAAACUUGGAGUGUCACCGCCUCCUGGAGCUGUGCUCAUCCUGCACUCCCUUCCCCUGGAAUUUCCCCUGGCGAUGGCGUUUGCAGAGCAGCUGCUGACCUGGAAACUCGAGAAUGGCGACGGUAAAUCUGAAGAGGAGCUGGACACAAUCCCUGCCUCAGUUCUCUUGCAAGUGGUGGAAAUCCUUGGGAAUUUCCUGUGGACAAUCAACAUGGCAGCCUGUGUGAAGGAACUGCUCUUUCAUCUCCUAGCCGAAUUGCUUCGCAAAAUUCAUGGCCUAGAGCAGAAGAAGAACCCAGCAGGGUUGUCCUCCUCCAUUGCGCUUCAGCUCAACCCUUGCCUGGCCAUGCUGAUGGCUCUCCAGUCAGAACUGCACAGGCUGUACGAUGAAGAAACCCAAAACUGGGCAUCUGGAAAUGCUUGUGGCGGGUCCGGGGUUGGAGGAGCUGACCAGGGGAGAUUUUCCACUUAUUUUCAUGCUCUGAUGGAGGUCUGCCUGGCCGUAGCAGAAGUAACCUUGCCGAUCAACAUGAGCAUCACAGCCAAUGUGAUGUCAUCGACCAGCGGCCCAAAUCUAAGUGAUUCUUCCUCCUCCUCUUCAUCAUCUCCUGGGCAGACCCCACAGAGCCCAAGCCUCCUGUCAAAGAGGAAAAAGGUUAAAAUGAAGCGAGAGAAGACAACAUCUUCAGGGAAGCGAACUUCAUCCCGAGCUGCCGAAACGGACACUGCUCUGUUGAGCAUCGGUGGGAGCAAGCCAGAGGACAUGUUGUGGUUCCAUCGGGCGCUCACCUUGCUCAUAAUCCUCAGGCAUCUAACAAAGAAGGAUCCCCAAGGGCUGGGUGUGACAAACGAUGCUGUGGCUGAUGCUUGCCAGGCCUUGGUUGGGACAACUGCUCACAGCCGCUUACUGGUGAUUUCGGGGAUCCCCACCCACUUGGAGGAAGGUACUGUGCGGAGCGCCAUCCGCAAGGCCUGCAAUGCCCACGGCGGUGUCUUCAAAGAUGAGAUCUACAUUCCAGUUCAGGAGGAGGAGCCUAAGAAAACCAAGGACAAAGCGGAGGGAGGGGAAUGUAAGACCGAGAUGGACAAGCCUGUGGUCUCCAGCAGCGUGGACAGCUUGGACAUCAGCAGCUCCAGCAGCGUCACGCCUGCCAUGAGCAUCAGUGCCUCUGCUUCCACCAGCCAAGCCUCUCUUUGUAGCUCCCAGGGGAUCUCACGGACCAUUAGCGAUAUCUCUGUAGACCAGUUUCAAGCUGGCCUGGAGAUGGCCAUUCCGCCUGGGUUGCUGGAGCCACAUGUGGUUUCCAGCCAGGAGAGUUUAGACCUCUCACUCUGUAGCACUGGGAGUCUGGGCAGCCUGGGGAGUCUCGGGGAGCAGCUCGACAAUGUGGAAACUGCAUCGGUGUCAGAUGUCGGAUCUAUGUACACUGUUACAUCUCUGGACAGCCAGCCAGUCCCCUCGAGGCCCAUCAAGGGCUUUGCAGUUGUGGAGAUACGAUCCCGGGCCAAGAUAGAAAAGAUCCGAGCCAGCUUAUUUAACAGCAGCGAUUUGAUUGGCUUGUCGAGUCUGGAUGGAGAGGAUGAGCUCAUGGAAAUGUCAACGGAGGAGAUUUUAACUGUCUCAACUGUGAAUCAGAGUUUGUUUGAUACACAAGGGAGUCCUGCACUUGAAGACUAUUUCAAUGACAAGACCAUCAAAGGUGACAAACUUGUGCCAGGUGCCCGCGAAGUCCUCACGGAAAUAUUUAAAAGCUGCCUCCAUUCUGAGCAAAUGCUGAGCUUGACACCUGCAAAACCGACCAAAGUGGCAGAGAUUUAUCUCAGCAAAGAGCAGAUUAACGCCCAGACACCAGGAAACCUGCUGCACACCUUCUUCACCAAUGUCCGCCCCCCAAAGAAAGUUCUUGAGGAUCAGCUCACCCAGAUCCUGAGAAAAUACGGGGCUCCCAAGCCAAAGUUUGACAAGAGCAAGUACAACAAGGCUGGCAAAGAGCAGCACCCGGUGAAAGUUGUGAGCACCAAGCGGCCCGUCACAAAGCCCCCCGCCAAGGAGAAGGCAGUGCUCAACAGUGUCAGCAGGACAGCUUUGAGUGAGAAGAAGCCGACUGUGAAGCCCAAAUCCCCAGAGAAAAGCAAGCCUGAGGAAAAGGACCCUGACAAGUCUCCCACAAAGAAACAGGAGGUUCCUGAAGAGAAGUACCUGACACUAGAUGGAUUUCACAGAUUUGUCAUUGACCGGGCAAAACAGGACAUCCGUAGCGUGUGGCGAGCCAUUUUGUCAUGUGGUUAUGACCUUCAUUUUGAAAGGUGUGCCUGCAUCGAUGCCAGACAUGCCCAGAAAGCUUCCCGCAAGUGGUCCUUGGAAAUGGACGUCGCCCUGGUUCAAUACAUCAACCGGCUCUGCCGCCAUCUGGCAAUUACACCGGCUCGGCUCCACCCACACGAAGUGUACUUGGACCCUGCUGACACAGCUGACCCACGCGUCUCCUGCCUGUUGAACGUCCCUAUUGAAAGCCUCCGCCUGCGCUUUGCUCUACUCCAGUCCCUCAACACCACUUUGGAGACGUUCUUCCUACCGCUAGUGGAGCUCCGGCAAACGGAAAUGUACACCAACAGCAUUGCAGCGCUUCUCCAAGAGGCUAAAGGAUUCAUCUUUUACGAUACAAAAGUGGCUGUCAUGAACAGAGUGCUAAAUGCCACUGUGCAAAGGACGGCCGAUCAUGCAGCCCCCGAGAUCACCCUGGACCCGCUUGAAAUUGUUGGAGGAGAGAUUCGUUCUUCAGAGAACUCCUACUUCUGCCAGGCCGCCCGGCAGCUGGCAUGCGUGCCGUCCUCACAGCUCUGUGUGAAAUUGGCCAGCGGGGGAGACCCAACUUAUGCCUUCAACAUUCGCUUCACAGGCGAGGAGGUCCAUGGCACAAGUGGUUCCUUCCGCCACUUCUUGUGGCAGGUCUGCAAGGAGCUCCAGAGUUCACUGCUCUCCCUCCUCUUGCUCUGCCCCAGCUCAGCAGUCAAUAAGAACAAGGGCAAAUACAUCCUGACACCCAGCCCCAUCAGCUAUGGGGAGGAGCAACUGCUGCAUUUCUUCGGGCAACUGCUGGGCAUUGCCAUCCGGGCAGACGUCCCCUUGCCCCUGGAUCUCUUGCCCUCCUUCUGGAAGACUUUAGUUGGAGAAUCACUAGAUCCAGAUGUUGACCUCCAGGAGGCUGACAUACUGACCUACAACUACAUCAAGAAAUUUGAAAAUCUGAACGACGAGUCGGAGCUGGAGGCCCUGUGUGCUGAAAUUGCUUCCCAGCACCUUGCAAUGGAGAGCCCCGACUGCCCCAACAAACCGAGCUGCAAGUUCACAUACCUGACAAUGACGGGGGAAGAAGUGGAGCUGUGCACCAGAGGCAGGCACAUCCCGGUUGUGUGGGAGAACAAGGACGUCUAUGCAACAGCCAUCCGGAACCUGAGGUUACGCGAGCUGCACAAUCCAGAGUGUGCGACGGCCGUGAGGUCUGGCCUAGGCUCCAUUAUCCCUUUGCAGCUUCUGACCAUGUUGACUCCCCUGGAGAUGGAGCUGAGGACCUGCGGCCUUCCCUACAUCAACCUGGAGUUCCUCAAGGCACAUACCAUGUACCAAGUGGGACUGAUGGAGACUGACCAGCACAUUGAGUUUUUCUGGGGGGCGCUAGAGAUGUUCACACAGGAGGAGCUCUGCAAGUUCAUCAAAUUUGCCUGCAACCAGGAGCGCAUCCCCUUCACCUGUCCCUGCAAAGAUGGCGGACCAGACACUGCGCAUGUCCCUCCGUACCCAAUGAAAAUUGCACCUCCGGAUGGCACUGCAGGUUCCCCAGACUCGCGCUACAUUCGUGUUGAGACCUGCAUGUUCAUGAUCAAACUUCCUCAAUACUCCUCCCUGGAGAUAAUGCUGGAUAAACUCCGGUACGCCAUCCACUACCGCGAAGACCCUCUCAGCGGCUGAGCUGCUGCACAUCUUUAGGCAACGGACGUCUCUGCGGAAGUCCUUGGAAGAGGCUCCUGCCCAGCUGAAAAUUGACACCGAACAGCGACAAGGCGAGAGUUGAAGGCUGAUCCUUUGCCUCUGCAAUGGCACUUAUGGGGAGGCUUCCAUUUCAUACUUGUAGGCUUUUUGUGGUGGAUGGGUUGUCUUGUCUGUGAAAUAUUUCUAGGGUAAGUUUAGUACACAGACUGAUGUUCACAAACCUUGAGAUCCUUACCUUUCUUUCAUAACUAGAAGAGUGCUAAUCACUGAAUGGGAAGUUAAUGAAGCUUUCAAUGCAGAGUUCUCCCCCGCUAUCAUUUCUGAGUGCAAAAAUGGAGCGGCUGCCAUUGACACACAACAGAAUCCUCACUGGGGCAAUGACUGAAAACCCUCCCUUCUUGCCAGUGAUGCAGGUGGCAACUUCACAGCAUUCCACACCUCCAGGUUUUGGUGGCGAGGAUCCUGUCAAUUCACGUGUUUCAUUAAAGAGAGGCUAUGUAAAAACAAGUUUCUGGGUUCCAUCACACCACAAGUAUGAGUUACUCUUUUGCACACACACACAAACAAACAAACACACACAUGGUUCAGGGCUAAAAUCCACCGGCCCUGCCUCUUGGCUCUCUACAGUCAGCAAAGCCGGUGGACGCACUUGCAAUGUUUUUGUACUCAGAAAUGAUCACUUGGAAAUUAUUAUUACUAAAAUGUUGCAUCCAGAAAGUGGGGGAGAUGAGAAGCGUCUGACUUCUGAGCUAAUGUUUUACUGUUUCUUGGGAAAACUGCAGGCACAAUCCACUCUGCCUUGCUGUUUUGUGGCUUUCUUUUUUUUGCUUCGCUGGGCUUUCCACCGGGUUCCUACACAAAGGGAGAAGAGCUACACAUGAGCAGAGCUGGGCCUGUUACAAGGUGCACCCUGCCUCAAGACCCAUCAAGCAGACACCCCCCCCCCCCUUUACUAAUAUGAAGUGUUGUGGGUCCUGAAGAAGGUAGUGUUGUUGGAUUGAUCCAUUUCCGGGUUGCCUUCAAACCCAAGAUGCAGUGCUAUGUAGGAGUUUAAGUGCCAGUACUUGGUUCUAAAUCUUGUUUUUUUUUGGCCUGCGAAAGCCUCCCCCACAAUUUUGCAAGCUGUAAGCUAGGGCUGGCAGGAGACAAGAGUCAGAAUAGUUUUGCUUGCCUGUAGCAACGGAACAGCUGUAUUUAUUGUAUAUAACUGUGAAUACUGGUAAUUAUUUGGGCUGCAUGGUGUGUGGAAGGAGCUCGGGGAGGGUGCGAGAGGAAGAGUGUGACUGUUUUUAGAGUUAGAUCUUGGCGUGAAAAAAAAGACCCAACUUCCAUUGUCAGAGAAGAAGAACUCGCACCUGUUUAGGUAUCACUUUCAGCUCUUGAGCCUUGCCCAUUUUCUGGCCAAAGUGGGCACAAUGCGUUCAGAUGAAAAACAAAUGUUGCGUGAAGGACAUGCUGGGCUGAGCUUCACCAAAAUCUGGCUGGUUUUGUUUUGUUUUUCAAUUGCCCAGCUUUCUCUUAAGGGAACUUCUCGCUCAGUCAAAUACCUCACAGGCCUUUCUGUUGCCAGCUGUGAAUAUGAGGAAGCUGUUGCUGCUGCCGUUCCUGCUGCUUCCUCCUAGAGGACGUAGGGACGUUGGGAGUCUCCACCCUUCGGCCCAGAAGCAUGUGUGCUGUAAAGUGACUUGAUGUAUAUUUAUUCCAACUAUUUAUGGUUGCAUUUAACAAAACAAAAUGUCCUCCAUGGUGUUUACACCCCGCCCGGCGUAAAUGGAGUUUCUGUUUGGGAACAUUUUGUAUCCAAAUCUUAAGCCCUUCAUCUGCGUUGUGGAUUCCUAUUUUGGAAGAGCAGGUAGGGACAAGUUAAAGGGUGCUGCUAAGACUGAGCAAGUGGCAAAGAAAUCUGCCCUGGACUUCCUGAACCCAUCAAAUUGGUUCUUGUUCACUGUAUGAACAUUGACUAUAUAGUCUGCAGUAAGAGUGUCUCUCACUAAAUACUCUGGGUUGUGACUUUUUAUUUUUAACUUGAAUAUUCAUUCCGAAUGUAAAGCUGUCCUAACAGCAGAGAAUAUGGAUGUUGAGGCAUUUAAGCUUAUGUUGAGGCAUCUGUUUUGCUAUUUAUUACACACUGUUAACCUGUUUUUAAGUGCUCUUGGUCAGGUAUGAAAUAUCCAGGCUAAAAGGGAAAUCUUACUACUUGUCUGCUCCUUAAUCUUUUGCCUGGAAACAGAAACCCUGUGACCUCCAAGCUGCAUUCACCUACAGAAAGUUAAAACUACUUGAGAUGACGAAUUGCAGGCUGCCCGAUCUCUGGCUCAUUUUGAGAUGGGUUUAAAGCACUGUAGUUUUUAAUUUGUAUUUAAUUACAGCAAACGUGUAAAUAUUUUGUACAAAAGGGAAAAGUGAGCCAAGGGCUGCCAUUCCUCUUGUGCAGAAGGGGCUCCAAGUUCCUUCUUCUGCCCAAGGGAGACGAGCUACCAAGCUGACAAGUGUGUUUUGUUUGCCUUUUUUUUGUUAAUUUAUUCUCUGCUUUCCACACCUCGAUUCUACUGCGAAGGUCUCCCCUUAGAACUGUUGUCCCUUCUCAACUAUAUCAGAUACAACCUUAGCUUUCCUCCGUAAACCCACCACAGUGCUUUGCCCCUGGAAAUAACAUUGCAGUUAGUUGCCACUUGUUUUUCAGAAGUCUCUUUGGCUUUUCUUGUAUUUAAUAAAUGCUUACUUUUGGUGGAAGUGUC